Molecule: messenger RNA, 435 nt
Organism: Plasmodium reichenowi
Lineage: Eukaryota; Apicomplexa; Aconoidasida; Haemosporida; Plasmodiidae
Exons: 2
Coding region: 1-435 (144 amino acids)
Source: RefSeq, a predicted model, not a curated record
AUGAAUUUAUUUAAGAAGUCUACUUGUUCAGCUUGCAAUUCAUGUAAUUGUUGUUGUGAACGAGAUGAGGUAAAAAUUACUGAAAGAACAUACACCUACAACGAUCUUGACAAUCUUUAUAACAAUGAAGGCACUUCUAGCUUUCCAUAUAUCCCAACAGAACGGAUUAUAUUAAAUUCUUAUAAUAACCCUGAUUUAUAUUAUCAUCAAAUAGAUACAGAAUUUUAUACAAAGAAUAUAUUAUAUGAUGUUCCAUUAGUGAGUUAUGCUCAAGGUCCUUAUUAUGAAAGAAUUCCCGAUAUGAAAUUAAGUGAAAAAUAUCGUUUACCAACACUAAGUUAUGUCUCAGAUCCUGUGUAUAUAAGAAGAAGAGAAAAAUGUACCAUCAGUAAUUUUCCUAGAACGAUGUGUUGGGCAAAAUGUAGAUCAAAUUGA